AUGACCUGGAAGAACAACGGCCUAAUGCUAAUGUGCAGAUUUCUUCUGUUACUGAUUUUAUUUCUGCCACGUGAGAUGACAAGUUCUAUUUUAACCGUGAAUGGUAAAACUGAGAACUAUGUUCUGGACACUCAGAUUGGCUUCCAAGAAUCUCUGAGAUGUGCUGUUCAAAACCACACCAAUGAGGAAGAACUUCUCUGGUACCGAGAGGCGGGCACAGUGGAUUUGAAAUCUGGAAACAAAAUCAACUCCAGCUCUGUCUGUGUCUCUUCCAUCAGUGAGGAUGACAAUGGAGUGACCUUCACCUGCAAGCUGCAGAGGAAUCAGUCGGUGUCCAUCUCAGUGGUGCUGAACGUCAUUUUUCCUCCUCUCCUAAGUGGAGACGACUUCCAAACUGUUGAGGAAGGGAGUAAUGCAAAUUUGGUUUGCAAUGUGAAAUCCAACCCCCAGGCUCAAAUGAUGUGGUACAAAAACAGUAGCAUCCUGAAUUUAGAGAAAAACCAUCACCAAGUCCAACAGACAAGUGAGUCUCUUCAACUGUCGAUCACCAACGUCAAGAAAUCUGACAAUGGAACCUACAACUGUAUUGCAAAUUCAACUUGGAGAGUGGAGACCAAAGACUUUCACCUCAUUGUCAAAGAUAAAGCUGUGGUUGUACCAAAAGAACCCAUUAUUGCUGCCUGUGUUGUGAUCUUUCUGACACUGUGCUUUGGAUUGAUUGCUAGAAGAAAAAGAAUAAUAAAGCUCUGCAUAAAGGAUAAAGAUUCUCAGGGAGAAACAGCUCUGUAAGUACUUUGG
This is a messenger RNA of Equus quagga, 798 nucleotides long. RefSeq names its product transmembrane and immunoglobulin domain containing 1 (gene TMIGD1). The coding region runs from base 1 to 789 and encodes 262 amino acids. The transcript is spliced from 5 exons. NCBI's taxonomy places the organism in Eukaryota, Metazoa, Chordata, Mammalia, Perissodactyla, Equidae. Gene Ontology annotation, cellular component: neuron projection. The record is from RefSeq and is a predicted model, not a curated record.